This is a messenger RNA of Rhagoletis pomonella (apple maggot), 756 nucleotides long. RefSeq lists its product as uncharacterized. The record is from RefSeq and is a predicted model, not a curated record. Gene Ontology annotation, molecular function: cell adhesion molecule binding. The annotation marks the transcript as partial. NCBI's taxonomy places the organism in Eukaryota, Metazoa, Arthropoda, Insecta, Diptera, Tephritidae. The transcript has 3 exons. Gene Ontology annotation, biological process: extracellular matrix organization; cell adhesion. Gene Ontology annotation, cellular component: extracellular matrix.
UUACCAGAUGCUCCAUUUACAAUGAUUGUACCGAAAAUCGAUGUGCGCACAAUUGAUAAGCCGCGACUGAAGGAAUUCAUGUUGGAGCACUUGAUACCAGGAAAAGUAUUUGAUAAUUUUGCUGAUGAUGACAACUAUGGCAAUGGGAACGGUCAUAAAAUGCAUCUUCACAAAAUGGAAAAAUCGCAAAACAAUUUGUGGCUACUCAAUGGUUAUCUCAUUUUGUACAAACUGCGCUUGAAUGAAAACGUGAUAGCAAUCGCAAUUGAUGGCUACCUCGGUGACCGAAAAUCGCCCUACUCGAAGCGCAACAUACAAGAGUCGAAUAGCCGAUACAAUGAACCACAACGCUUAGAGAUGCGCAACGCAACAUCUAUGCAUACUAAAAUCGAGCCUAUACUAAAAGAGUCUAAGUCUAGUCCACUCAUGUCUUUCCUGAAUAGCAUGAAAAGCGGCACCAAAGUUUUUCAACAUUUCCUGUCUAAAAGCAAUCUAACCCAUAUAAUGGAUGAUGGCUCAUACACGGUACUCAUACCGUCCGACAAUGCCUUUCAACGUUGGCAUCCCAUCGACUGGGGCUUCUACCCGUUUAGUGUGCAAGAAUUCACUGAAAGUGUGUUGCGUAACCACUUCUUGCCCACACAACGCCCACUGCGUAUGGCCGAAGUGAAGAACAUCGACCAGUUGGUGAUACGAACAAUGGGCGGAGAGAGUGUGGUCUUCCGCGGACAUCGUAAGUGUUAUUUGCUUACCUAG